Molecule: messenger RNA, 1982 nt
Organism: Pomacea canaliculata
Lineage: Eukaryota; Metazoa; Mollusca; Gastropoda; Architaenioglossa; Ampullariidae
Product: basic proline-rich protein-like
Exons: 41
Coding region: 84-1811 (575 amino acids)
Source: RefSeq, a predicted model, not a curated record
UAUAAAAGUCGAGGCUGUGGCCGUGUUGAGGCAUCCGGACCGUUGCACCGACACCGUUGUCUGGUCUCCCGAGGACGUUCAUCAUGAGAAUCACACUUCUGAUCGCUGUCCUUGUCUUCGGUGUCCUUUCAGAGGCACGAGCUCCACCUCCAGGUGGCAGAGGUGGACCCCCACCAACAGGUGGCCCCCCACCAACAGAUGCCGACGGACUAGCUCUUCCACCACCGACUGGUCCCGAGCCAACAGGCGAUGUCCCACCACCACGAGGUGGCAGACUACCCAGGGAAGCUUUUCGGGGAGGCAGAGGCGGUCCUCCCCCGACUGGUGCCGACGGACUAGCUCUUCCACCACCGACUGGUCCCGAACCAACAGGCGAUGUCCCACCACCACGAGAUGGAAGACAAGGCAGGGGAGCUCCUCGGGGAGGCAGAGGUGGUCCUCCACCGACUGGUGCUGAUGGACUAGCUCUUCCACCACCGACUGGUCCUGAACCAACAGGCGAUGUCCCACCACCACGAGGCGAAAGACAACGCAGACAAGCUCCUCGGGGAGGCAGAGGUGGUCCUCCCCCGACUGGUGCCGACGGACUAGCUCUUCCACCACCGACUGGUCCUGAGCCAACAGGUGAUUUCCCACCACCGCGAGAUGGAAGACAAGGCAGGCAGGCUGCCCAGGGAGGCAGAGGUGGUCCCCCACCCACUGGCGCUGAUGGACUAGCUCUACCACCACCGACUGGUCCUGAGCCAACAGGCGAUGUCCCACCACCACGAGGUGGAAGACAGCCCAGGGAAGCUCCUCGGGGAGGCAGAGGUGGUCCACCACCGACUGGUGCCGAUGGACUAGCUCUUCCACCACCGACUGGUCCUGAGCCAUCAGGUGAUGUCCCACCACCACGAGAUGCAAGACAAGGCAGGGGAGGUCCUCGGGGAGGCCGAGGUGGUCCUCCGCCGACUGGUGCUGACGGACUAGCUCUUCCACCACCGACUGGUCCUGAGCCAACAGGCGAUGUCCCACCACCACGAGGUGGCAGACAACCUAGGGAAGCCCCUCGGGGAUUUAGAGGUGGUCCUCCUCCAACUGGUGCCGACGGACUAGCUCUUCCACCACCGACUGGUCCUGAGCCAACAGGCGAUGUCCCACCACCACGAGAUGCAAGACAAGGCAGGGAAGGUCCACGGGGAGGCAGAGGUGGUCCACCCCCGACUGGUGCUGAUGGACUAGCUCUUCCACCACCGACUGGUCCUGAACCAACAGGCGAUGUCCCACCACCACGAGGUGGCAGACAACCUAGGGAAGCUCCCCGGGGAUUUAGAGGUGGUCCUCCUCCAACUGGUGCCGACGGACUAGCUCUUCCACCACCGACUGGUCCUGAGCCAACAGGCGAUGUCCCACCACCAAGAGAUGGAAGACAAGGCAGGCAGGGUCCUCGGGGAGGCAGAGGUGGUCCCCCACCGACCGGUGCCGACGGACUAGUUCUUCCACCACCAACUGGACCCGAACCAACUGGAGAACCCCUAGGUCCUCAGCCAACAGGCGAUGUCCCACCACCACGAGGUGGAAGACAACCCAGGGAAGCUCCUCGGGGAGGCAGAGGUGGUCCUCCACCCACUGGCGCCGACGGACUAGCUCUUCCACCACCAACUGGUCCUGAGCCAGCAGGCGAUGUCCCACCACCACGAGACGGAAGACAAGGCAGGCGGGGUCCCCAGGGAGGCAGGGGAGGUCCUCCACCGACUGGUGCUGAUGGACUAGUUCUUCCACCACCGACUGGUCCCUUGCCAACUGGCGAUGUCCCACCACCACGAGUUUGAAGACAAGCCUAAGGAAUUUCGAGAAGGAUCAGCUGAUGUCGGACCGUUUAAAAAAGAAGUCGAUUUUUUAAAAUGUCGAAGCUGAUUUGUUGGAGAUUUGAUUGUCUCGUGUCGAUUGUGACAAAAGUGCACUAAAAGACAACCAACAAAAUAAAGAAUCUCUCAAUUCCA